Dictyostelium purpureum is the source of this 1882-nucleotide messenger RNA. RefSeq lists its product as uncharacterized. NCBI's taxonomy places the organism in Eukaryota, Evosea, Eumycetozoa, Dictyosteliales, Dictyosteliaceae. The record is from RefSeq and is a predicted model, not a curated record. The coding region runs from base 104 to 1750 and encodes 548 amino acids. Gene Ontology annotation, cellular component: chaperonin-containing T-complex. The transcript is spliced from 2 exons. Gene Ontology annotation, biological process: protein folding. Gene Ontology annotation, molecular function: ATP-dependent protein folding chaperone; ATP hydrolysis activity; ATP binding.
AAAAAACUAUUAAUAAUAAAUUUAAAUUAAACCUUUAAAAAGGAUCAAUCAAUCAAUAUUUGUUGUAUCAAUUUAAAUAUAUUAAAACAUAUAAAAGAUCAAAAUGAGUAAUAAAGUUUUAAUGAUUGAUGGUGAUCGUAUUUCAGGUCAAGAUGUUAGAAAUCAAAAUGUUACUGCUGUUACAGCAAUUGCAAAUAUUGUUAAAACAUCAUUUGGACCAAUUGGUUUAGAUAAAAUGUUAGUAGAUAAUAUUGGUGAUGUUACCAUUACAAAUGAUGGUGCAACAAUUUUAAAAAUGUUAGAAGUUGAACAUCCAGCAGCAAAAGUUUUAGUUCAAUUAGCAGAUUUACAAGAUCAAGAAGUUGGUGAUGGUACAACCUCAGUAGUUAUUUUAGCAGCAGAACUCUUAAAGAGAGCCAAUGAAUUAGUUCAACGUAAAAUUCAUCCAACAGUUAUUAUUAGUGGUUAUCGUAUCGCUUGUCAAGAAGCUAUCAAAUAUAUCAAUGAAGAAUUAGCAAUAAAAGUUGAUACAUUACCAAAAGAUUUCAUUGUAAAUACAGCAAAAACUUCAAUGUCCUCAAAAACCAUUAAUGACGACAGUGAUUUCUUUUCAAAAAUGGUUGUCGAAGCCAUCAACCGUGUUAAAACUAUCGAUUACAAAGGUGACGCUAAAUAUCCAGUUAACUCUAUCAACAUUUUAAAGGCUCAUGGUAAAAGUGCUAAAGAAAGUAUUUUAGUUGAAGGUUAUGCUCUCAAUUGUACCGUCGCUGCUGAAGGUAUGCCAAAACGUGUUCAAAAUGCUAAAAUCGCCUUUUUAGAUUUCAACCUUGCCAAAACUAAAAUGAAAUUAGGUCAAAAGGUUGUCGUUACCAAUGUUAACGAUCUCGAAGCCAUUAGAGACAGAGAAAAUGAUAUCAUUAAGGAACGUAUUCAAUUAAUCAUUAAAUCUGGUGCCAAUGUUGUCCUCACAACUAAAGGUAUCGAUGAUUUAUGUUUGAAAUAUUUUGUCGAAGCUGGUUGUAUGGCCGUUCGUCGUUGUAAAAAAGAAGAUCUCAAAAGAAUCGCCAAAGCUUGUGGUGGUACUGUUCUCAUCACUUUAGCCAAUCUCGAUGGUGAAGAAUCAUUCGAUCCAACCGCUUUAGGUACCGCCGAUCAAGUUUCACAAGACCGUGUUGCUGAUGAUGAAUUAAUCGUCGUUAAAAACUCAAAUAAAAAAGCUGCUUCAAUCAUUCUUAGAGGUGCCAACAGUUUAAUGUUAGACGAAAUGGAACGUUCCAUUCACGAUUCAUUAUGUAUUGUUAAACGUGCCCUCGAAUCUGGUACCAUCGUACCAGGUGGUGGUGCUGUUGAAUCUGCCCUCUCCAUCUAUUUAGAUAAUGUUGCCGCUACUAUGGGUUCACGUAAACAAUUAGCCAUCUCUGAAUUUGCCGAAUCUCUUCUUGUUAUUCCAAAACAAUUAGCUGUUAACGCUGCUUUAGAUGCCACCGAUUUAGUCGCCAAAUUAAGAUCAUACCACCACGUCGCUCAAACUGAUAGCACUAAAAAAUCAUAUGCUCACUCUGGUUUAGAUUUAUUUGCUGGUAAAGUUAAAAACAACGUUGAAGCUGGUGUUUUAGAACCAGCCGUCGCCAAAGUUAAAUGUAUUAAAUUCGCUACCGAAGCUGCCAUUACAAUUUUAAGAAUCGAUGAUAUGAUCACUUUAACACCAAAACAAGCUCAAGGUGAUGAUCAUGCUGGCCAUGGCCAUUAAAUUAAUUCAUUUUAAUUUAAUAAUUUAAAAUUAGUUAAUUUAUUGUCAUAAAAAAAAAAAUCAUUUCUUAAUUUAUAUAUAUAUUAUACAUAUAAAAAAAAAAUAAAAAAAAAUUAAAAUAAAAAAAAUUAA